This is a messenger RNA of Racocetra persica, 210 nucleotides long. NCBI's taxonomy places the organism in Eukaryota, Fungi, Glomeromycota, Glomeromycetes, Diversisporales, Gigasporaceae. The record is from the annotation of a GenBank genome assembly.
AUGGCACCUUCACCUCAAUUUAUAGUCGGAUCGCCCAUCAAUAGGGGACAAGGAUCUGGUAGCAGCAAUAGUGGCAACUUUUUCACCCGCUUCCUUCGCGAUGAGAUCUUUGCACCAGAAAAACGUCAGGGUAACUUAGACAUUAUAGUCUCGGUCGGCGUAUUCGCUGCAACCAUUGCAUUUUUGCAAAAUUACCCCGAUCUAGUAUAA